This is a messenger RNA of Entrophospora sp. SA101, 432 nucleotides long. Lineage: Eukaryota; Fungi; Glomeromycota; Glomeromycetes; Entrophosporales; Entrophosporaceae. The record is from the annotation of a GenBank genome assembly.
AUGUCUGAUACAACUUCAAUUUAUCCUGAAACAAUUCUUCCAAGUUUUUUGUCAUCAAUUAAUAAAUGGUACAUAGAAAACUUCAAUGAUCCAUUAUAUACUACUACAAGAAUUUGGUUUAAAAGUUUUUUAUUUUGUGAAUUAUUUUUACAAUUACCAUUCUUUUUUUAUGCCUCAAUCAGUUUAUGGAAAGGCGAUAAAUCAAUCAGAUUACUGCUGCUAAUCUAUGCAAGUCAUACGGCCACAACAACUCUAGCUUGUAUUAGUGAAUUGAUGUUUGGUAGUAAUGAGGGAUUAAGUGAAUCUCAAAGAAAUUUUUUAUUGAUGGCCUAUACACCUUAUCUCAUAUUGCCUUUGAUAAUGAUUAUAGAUUCAUAUAAACAAUUACGUGAAGCAGAAAGGGUGGCAAAUACAUUGUUAAAAAAAGAAUAA